GGUUUCACGUUGAACGCUGAAGCUCACAUCAAUGCCAUCGUUCAAGUAUAUCACAGGCUACUAGCUAACUAUUUAUAGUUGUAUUGUUCUCAGCUACAUCUCAUCUCAUAACCAGGCCAACCUAAUACAGCAGUACAUAUGGAGCUGACCUGGGAGGACGUCCCGCUCCCAGCCCCAGACUGUCUAUUAUUCAACAAAGACCUCUAUGACAAGUACUCCCUGGCGCCGACCAUGAAGGGACUCUGGGCUAUCGCUGAAGUAAGUCCCGCAGUAAAGGUUGAAGUGAAGGAGGAGUUAGGGGACCCAACAGGACCAGCCAAGCUCCCCUCUACACAGAACCAGUCCAAAAGCAGCAGCAGUAACAUCAAGGAUGAGAGGAGUGGCACCAGAGAGCCCUGUUCUGACAGUCAGGAUGAACACAGUGACCAUAAAGAUGAUCACCCACCUGCUGGUGAGGCAGUCUCCAGUCACCCUAGGCCCCCCGGCCAGGACCCCAGCCACCCUAGGCCCCCCGGCCAGGACCCCAGCCACCCUAGGCCCCCCGGCCAGGACCCCAGCCUUCCCGGCCUUCCCGGCCAGGUACCAGAGAUGUUCCCGGAGCCCAGGGUACCAUACCCCUGUUUCUCCAGACUCACCAGUAAAGACCAGCUGACAUAUCUCCGUGUGCUGACCAGCAAACAGCCCAGAGAAGCUCCUCAGACUCUGUUGCUGCAUGUGAACAGUGAGAGGACAGAGUUCAUGAGGUACCUUCAGGAAGUGGCCAGGAUGUGUCCCGACGACUACAACUACAUAUCCCAGGGGGCCGCGCUCUUCUCAGAGGAGUACCUGAGAGCCUGUCUAGACCAGAUGAGGAAGUAUCCCCAACUCUAUCUGAUCCAUGAGAUAACCAGCCUCACAGGAGGAAACUUCUCAUCCAGCCUCCAGCUCAACUUUGAGAAACAGCUCCUUACUAUGGGCGAGGUGGUGAUCACAGACCACAAGGUGGUGCCUAAUGAAGCGCAGUUGGCAUUUGACUACGAGACUGUUUCAUCAGAUAUUCCUCCAGUGAAGAAAGCAAAGCUCUCACACUCUGGCGUCAGUACUGACAGUAAUGCAGAGAAGCUGAGUGGUCGGUAUGAACCCCACGUUGUCCUGAGUAGAGAAAGUCUGGUCAGACUGCUGGACAACCACGGUCCGGACUUCACUGACCCCUGGGAGUUACCUGUAGUGGUCAAAACCAACCCUGGGAGAGGAAGUAAACAGAGCAAGACAGUGUACAUCGACCCUCCACUACUGCAGACAGCGAUGACUGUGAGAGAGAGGAGUCUGCUGUUCCAUGAGGAGAGCAUGAAGCUGUCAGUCAACAAGACUGGAACUAAGAAUGUCUUCCACCUCAUGACUGAGGUUCCAGCUAUGGACAGACAACUACCCGCUGAGAGCUCCCAGAGGAGGCUGGUGUCGUUUGAGAGCUCUGGUCUGGACUUUGGUCUGGAUCUCACAGACCUAGAAACAUUUGGAGAAACGACUCAGUCCCCCAAGAGGCUGAAGACCCAUAAACUACAGAAAGACUUGGUUAGUCAGCCUAAAGACUUGGUCAGUCAGCCUAAAACCAAGUCUAAACAGUACAGUGGGACACUGGUUAAAGAGGUCUCUAAGGCCAGCACUAGUCAGGAGGAAGAGCUGAACUUCAUGACAGACAUGAAGGUGGUUUCAGAGAAAGAGCAUGGAGAGCAGAGCUGUGCUGAACAAUCAUUGGCUGCUACUGUCCCCUCAGCCAAUCAGCUGAAGCCUGGCUCUUUACAGGACUCUGAGGAGCAGUUAUUCUCAGGUGGAGACUCGGAGGACGAGCGCCUGGUGAUCGAUGACCCUGUAUCUCCAGUCACCACCACCAACAGGUUACCCCCGACCACGGUGACCCAACUCUCCCCAACUCAUCAACAGGACACCCCACGGUCCCCCUCCGCCCCCAGGGACAGACCCAGCCUCGCCUCGUCACCACCACUCCCCGCCACUGGGACAAGGAGAGUGUCCAGGAAGGCUAAGGUACCAGGGUGCUGUGACCAGCUGGGUCAGAUCUUAGCCAUGCAGAAAGCCAUGCUCAAACCCAACCCCUCUAACAUCCAGACCCAGGACCCAACCAGCCCCUGGUCCUCCCAGCCCGCAGAAUCCCUCUCCAACCCAAACCCCCAGUCGCUGGUGAAGCCCUGUGUCUCCAUCUACCUGGAGAGUACCCAGGAUGGAGAGACGUAUGUCGACGCCCCUUCUCGGUCUGCACCAAUAGUCAACAGGACGACUGUACAACAGAAACGGCUGCUGUGUGAUGAUCUCAUGGUGGGGGCUGAGGAUGAGGAGGACUAUUCCUCUCCAGAGGAAGGAAACCUGCUGUAUAAACUGUACAGUCUACAGGACCUGCUGCUGUUGGUGCGGAGCGACGUCUGUCAGGCCUAUACCCGCAGGCUGGGCACCAGCAACAAGGUGGUUCCUGUCUAUAUCCUGUCCAAGAUGGAGUACCAGCUUUCUUAUGGAGUGGAGAGUCUAACUAAGACUGAGGCCUGCCGGCUGUGGGCUGAGACACGCCUACACUCCAGCACUGUCUGCUAUAUAGGUCAUAUCAGUGCCCACACAUCAAAGGUAGCUCUGCUCCGGAAGCUGCCAGAAAACUGGAAACCCAACGCUUCCUGUGACUUCAAACCAGCCAAGUCCCUCAACAUACUGCAUCAUCUGCUGAAGAAGAUCACUGGGUUAACUGAGGGCCACAUUCUGAUCUGUGCGAGCCCUUCGUCGGCCAUCUUCAAGGCAGCCGGAGGCGAAGGAUUGUCCGAGGGCCCUCGGGCCACCCCACAACAACCCACCGCACGCCCCCUCCCUCCUGCCCUCUGCCCUCUACCCUGGUACCCUGACCACCGCUGGUCCUGCCCCUUCCACCAGAAACCCGGCCCCCUGCCCUUCCCCCUCCACACCUGCGCCUCAGG
Messenger RNA from Coregonus clupeaformis (lake whitefish), 2951 nucleotides. It is a transcript of the gene ice2, whose product is annotated as interactor of little elongator complex ELL subunit 2. The record is from RefSeq and is a predicted model, not a curated record. Gene Ontology annotation, biological process: snRNA transcription by RNA polymerase III; positive regulation of transcription by RNA polymerase III; snRNA transcription by RNA polymerase II. Lineage: Eukaryota; Metazoa; Chordata; Actinopteri; Salmoniformes; Salmonidae. Gene Ontology annotation, cellular component: transcription elongation factor complex. The annotation marks the transcript as partial. The transcript is spliced from 15 exons.